Molecule: messenger RNA, 3209 nt
Organism: Nematostella vectensis (starlet sea anemone)
Lineage: Eukaryota; Metazoa; Cnidaria; Anthozoa; Actiniaria; Edwardsiidae
Product: polypeptide N-acetylgalactosaminyltransferase 1
Exons: 8
Coding region: 547-2508 (653 amino acids)
Cellular component (GO): Golgi apparatus
Source: RefSeq, a predicted model, not a curated record
CAUACAAAGGACAGCGGUCAGCUAAUCAAACUGCCCGCUCUCUAGCGUCAACGUCAACAGCCGAAUAAUCGCGGUUUCACAUGGUUAAUAUCAUACUAAAUGUGUCAUUCUAUCCUUGCGAGCCAUGUUGCAUGCUCGUAGCAAAACUGUGGCAACAAUUGAUUUUGGUUGAGUUUUGAAAACGGAGGCAGUGCAGACGGAAAUCUUUUGAGUGUGUCUUCGUGUUUUCAACUGUUGCAAGUUUGGCUGGCAUUAGUGCUUCAGCGUUGUUUCCUCUGGAGGGGAAAGCCACAACAGGAGAGUAAAAUUGAAUUGGAAGAAUACGAAGUUGCGAAUAAUGUCUCAGCGGGAACUCAUAACCCAAGCUUUUCGCAGUUAAUAACUGAAGCAUGGAGAAAACGAGAACUCUUAAAUAUCCCAAGCCUUACCUACUGCAUAUUAUUAAGGAAGUCCCAGGGCUGGCAAGCUUUCGUUCUACACGAGACUCCUUAACGGUUUUAUGUCUCAGAUGAUAGCUGGAUUUUAUUGGCUACAAUUCUAAUUACAAUGAAUCUGAAAGUGCAUCGUCCGCGCCAAGUUCUUGUCGUAGCUCUUGUUACUUCGAUAUUUUGGUUUGUUUUAAACAUUUUGAUUCUUUACUCUUAUCAAGGAAGUUUCGUUUUACAGCGAAGUAGUGCUAUACAGUUGAAUGAAAUUCCUAAUGGCGGUAAUCGACCGGUUGAUAAAAUCGCCAAAGAGGCACGUGGAGAUUUGCCAAGUGAUAAACUGAAUGCGAAGUCAAGGCGACGCUCUCAGCACGAACUCGACGAUCAAGAUGAAAAUUUCUUACAACAUAGAUUAGCAACUCUCUCUAACUCUCAUAAAAAAACUAAUUCAAACAAGGACACGUUAACGCGAAAUGUAAACAGACUAAAUCCAAAAAUUGUAAGGCAACGGAAGAGACCGGUUUUUACGACGGAAGCGACCGAACACACAAGAAACGACAACACGGAUGAGAGUGAUUUAGCAACUGAAGAAGACCCGAAUGGACCUGGAGAACACGGUGAGGCUGUCCAAAUCUUAGCCAGCGAGAAGGAAAAAGAGACGGAGGGAUAUAAUCAGCAUGCCUUCAAUGAAUUGGCCAGUAACAAGAUUUCGUUUCAUCGCUCAAUUCCGGACACUCGGGAGCCAGGAUGCUCGUCGAAGUCGUACCCUUCCUACCUACCGUCCACUACCGUGGUCAUCUGCUUCCACAACGAGGCGUGGUCGACUCUACUCCGGACGGUGCAUAGUGUGAUUGACAGAAGCCCCGCCCACCUACUGAGAGAAAUACUGCUUAUUGACGACUUCAGCACACACGAUUACUUGAAAUCUAAGCUUUCUGCAUACGUGGCUAAGCUACGUAAUGUUCGAGUCCUUCGCACCUCAAAACGGGAGGGGUUAAUCCGGGCACGUCUAAUCGGUGCGCGCGCAGCCAAGGGUGACGUCAUCACAUUCCUCGACGCACACUGCGAGGCUAAUGUUGACUGGCUGCAGCCGCUGUUGUCGCGUAUCCAUAGUGACCGGACUAUUGUGGCCGUGCCUGUGAUUGAUAUAAUCAGCUCGACCAACUUCAUGUACAGCGGUACGCCAUCCGCUGUGAUUGGAGGUUUUAGCUGGGAUAUGCAAUUUACGUGGCAUUCGUUGCCAAACAACAGGCAGAGCGAGCGAAAGGAUAGGACAGCGCCUAUCAGGACUCCCACAAUGGCCGGAGGCUUGUUCUCUAUUGAUCGCAAGUACUUCUUCGAGUCGGGCUCUUAUGAUGAAGGAAUGGACGUGUGGGGAGGUGAAAAUCUGGAAAUGUCAUUUAGGAUUUGGCAAUGCGGUGGGAAGUUGGAAAUCUUACCCUGUUCACGUGUCGGUCACGUGUUUCGUACCCGUUUUCCGUACUCGUUUCCAGGCGGGUACUCAGAGGUCAGCGUUAACUUGGCACGUGUUGUUCACGUGUGGAUGGAUGAAUACAACCAGUACGUGUACAUGAAGCGGCCAGACUUGCAAAGCCUUAAGUACGGAGACAUCACUUCACGUGUUGCUCUUAGAAACAAGUUGAAGUGCAAGAGCUUUAAGUGGUAUCUGGAAAACGUGUACCCGGAACAGACCUUUCCCGGAGGGGGCUCGAAAGUUCAUGGAGAGAUCCGUAACCCGCGCACUAACCUAUGUGUGGAUACGAUGGGAAGGUCUAUGACUGGUGUUCUUGGCUUGUCUCAAUGCCAUGGACUGGGUGGAAAUCAGCUUUUUUUCCUGACGUCUGAAGGCCAGCUAAGGACAGGGGAUGAUUCACACCCUCUCUGCGCCGAGGCCCUGGACCGAGAGAUUAUGCUGAUGGGAUGUGACGAUCGUGAGGAAAAUAAACAGUGGAAGAUUAAGGGUAAAUCCAUCUACCACCGUUCAUUGCGCCUGUGCAUGGACAUGAAUGCAAGCGCGAAUAGCGUUGUACUGAGUCCGUGCAUGCGCUCAUCAAACCAGGAAUGGAUAUUCCCUAAACCUUGAUCAGUGAUGCUGUGUCAGCAAGGUGAAGCAUUGCCUUCACUCUUUUAUAGCGCCAGCCAAACAUCUUAGAAUGCGUAGGUCGCGGCCCCGUGAUGAGAAAAGGGGCUUCGUGGAUGGACAGUCCAAGGGUGGAGGAGAGAAAUGGUGGAUAUUAUGUGCUUUUAGUAACAGCUGGGUAACGUCUUGUCCAGUGUAGACCUUUAUUCACUACCACGUGCCGAACAUUCCUUACCCUGGAGACCAGAGGCUCCGAGAGUUUUUCGAGCGAAGCGAGAGUUUUUCGAACGAAGCGAGACCCCCGCCCCCUAGCAUGCUGGGAAAAGCGGAUAUUCAGCCUCUGGAACCCAGGGUAAACAUUCCUCUUUGCACUCGGUAAAACGGCACCAAUACAAACUAGGUUUUGAACAGCAUGAUACCAAAGAAAGGGGCAGGUGGCGCGGUGCAUCCUGGUCUACAUGCAGGUUUAAUGUGAACGGUUUAUGCAUUCAAAAUUUGUCAUUUGAAAUAUCAGAUUUAUAUAUUUUAUUAUACAGAUAUUAUAGCAUUUUGCGUUUUUACAGAUUUAAGAUGCUCCUUUGUUGAUAGCGCAAAGAUUGCUAAUUAUUUCUUUCGUUGCAGCGAUUUGUCUGCUUGGUAAAUAUUUAUAGAUUGCUAUAGGUUAUGAUAAACAAAAUAUUAUUAAAGAGAUAAUUUAUCAACAA